AUGAAACGUCGCAUUCAAGGAGGUGGCACCUUAGGAUGCAUUCAGACAACAGAACAACACGCGACGGCAAACGCAUCUUUAUACGGAAAUAUUAGUUCACCCUCCGAGGAUUAUUUUUACAAUGAAGUACUGAAAGUUUCCAAUGGUAUCAACGAUUUCGGUGUGCCUUCAUGGAAACUAGUUCUUUGUCUUCUAUUUUCCUGGGUUGUCUGCGCAUUGGCUGUUAUCAAGGGCGUACAAUCGCUUGGAAAGAUAUCCUACUUCACUGCAUUGUUCCCGUAUGUGCUUCUUACAAUACUGCUAAUCCGAAGUUUACUGUUACCUGGAGCAACUUCUGGCAUUGUCUACUACCUGAAGCCUGAAUUUUCUCGUCUGUUAGACCCACGAGUCUGGGUCGAGGCGGCAACCCAGAUAUUCUUCUCCCUCGGUGUUUGCAACGGUGGGCUCAUUGCGAUGUCCAGUUUCAACAAGUUUAAAAACAACUGCUGCCGAGAUGCAAUCAUCGUUGCGUGUAUCAAUUGUGCAACUUCCGUGUACGCCGGUUUCGUGAUAUUUGCCAACCUUGGCUUCAUGGCUCAGGUGAAGAACACAACUGUGGACGCGGUUGCACGAUCAGGUCGAAGCACAUCAGUUUGA
Dicrocoelium dendriticum is the source of this 636-nucleotide messenger RNA. The record is from the annotation of a GenBank genome assembly. NCBI's taxonomy places the organism in Eukaryota, Metazoa, Platyhelminthes, Trematoda, Plagiorchiida, Dicrocoeliidae.